Periophthalmus magnuspinnatus is the source of this 4183-nucleotide messenger RNA. RefSeq names its product protein MTSS 1-like. Gene Ontology annotation, molecular function: phospholipid binding; actin binding. The transcript has 16 exons. Gene Ontology annotation, cellular component: cytoplasmic side of plasma membrane; actin cytoskeleton. Bases 420 to 3011 code for a protein of 863 amino acids. Gene Ontology annotation, biological process: adherens junction maintenance; plasma membrane organization; positive regulation of actin filament bundle assembly. The record is from RefSeq and is a predicted model, not a curated record. NCBI's taxonomy places the organism in Eukaryota, Metazoa, Chordata, Actinopteri, Gobiiformes, Gobiidae.
CAGUGUUUGGGAGGCAGUGCGUGACUCCAGCGUCUGAGAUUACCUCAGUCACUUGGCAAACUCGGAAUAACCAUUACUAUUAGAUUUGACCGGACUUUUCUUUUCCCUUUGCACCGUAGGCAGACGUCCAGAGGUGUACAGGGGGGGUCAGCGAUGGGUUUGAGCGGGUCUCUGCGGAGGGGACACGGGGAUUUAAAUGUCUCUCUUCGUCUUUAUCGCUCCUUUUCUUAGUGAAUGGCGCUCCACUGAACUGAGAGUUUUGCAUCACCGUGCUUAGGCGUUGGUGUCUGUAAACUAUACUGCUUUUCACACGCUCGUUACUCCUUUUUCUUUAGUUUUAAGUGAUAUAUUUUUGUUGGUGAUCGAUCCGAGGUGGCGAUCAGAAGAAGCGAGGGCUGACCACUGGAGUCGUCCCGAAAAUGGAGGUUGUGAUAGAGAAGGAAUGCAGCGCGCUCGGAGGACUCUUCCAAACUCUUAUCGCAGACAUGAAAAGCAGUUGCCCAAUUUGGGAGGACUUUAUCACCAAGGCUGGCAAACUACAGUCUCAACUCAGGGCGACUGUGGUUGCGGUGGCUGCCUUCCUGGAUGCCUUUCAGAAAGUGGCUGACUUGGCCACCAACUCAAGAGGUGGAACUAGAGACAUCGGGUCUGCCCUCACCAGAAUGUGUAUGAGACAUCGCAGCAUAGAGGCCAAACUCAAGCAUUUCUCCAUGGUGUUUAUGGAGGGUCUGGUUGGUCCUUUGCAAGAACAGAUGGAGGAGUGGAAAAGAGGAGUCAAUUCUUUGGACAAGGACCAUGCUAAAGAGUAUAAGAAAGCCCGCCAGGAAAUAAAGAAGAAGUCUUCAGACACACUUAAACUUCAGAAGAAAGCAAAGAAAGGUCGUGGAGAUUUUCAGCCUCAGUUGGACAGUGCGAUGCAGGAUGUCAGUGAUAAAUACAUUCUGCUCGAGGAGACGGAGAAGCAGGCUCUCAGAAGGGCUUUGAUUGAAGAGAGACAGAGGUUCUGUUUUUUUGUAGCCCUGCUCCAGCCUGUAGUGGACGAGGAAAUUUCGAUGUUGGGGGAGGUCAUGCACCUUCAGGCCAUUUCUGAUGACCUCAAAGCCUUGACCUCUGACCCACACAAACUCCCAGCCGCUAGCGAGCAGGUGAUUCUCGAUUUGAAGGGCUCAGACUUUAAUUGGUCCUAUCAGACUCCGCCUUCUUCUCCAAGUUCCACCGUGUCGCGAAAGUCCAGCAUGUGCAGUAGUCUGAACAGCGUUAACAGUAGUGACUCCAGGGGCUCUACUGGGUCCCACUCUCACUCUCCUUCCUCCUCUUCUUCCUCCUCUUCCUCACACCACCUUUUCCACCUCCAUCACCCGCGCAUCCGGUACCGCAGCUCCACGCUCCCCCAGCCGACCCCAGCGCGCCUCUCCAGUAUCUCCUCCCACGACUCAGGCUUCAUCUCCUCCUCACAUGACCAGUACACAUCCUCCAAGUCUUCAUCGCCCAUGCCAGCUGAAACAAAGCCCGUUCCAAGCUCCAGCUCCUCUGAGGUGUCAGAGACUGGACCCCUUCACAGUGACUUCCCCUCCGCUCUGAGCUCUGCUACUGACACUGAGCACACUGGCCAGCUGUCCAAUGGGUAUGACCACUGCAGCCCUGCAAGCUCCCCAUACUUGCACAGUAACGGAUCAGGCACUGCCUUUCCGUUUUACCCUCCGUCCUCCCCCACCUCUACCUCCUCCCCCUCUCGCUCAUGGUCCCGUCCCGCCUCCACCAUGCUGCCAGAAUACCCUCACUAUUGUACUCUGGGCUCCCCCAUGCUGCCAUCGUCCCGCGUGCCCAGCUGGAAGGACUGGGCAAAACCAGGGCCCUAUGAUCAGCCAAUGGUCAAUACUCUGAGAAGGAAGAAAGACAAAGAGGCUCCAUUUAUAGCAGACUCUAAUGGAACCCAGAGUGUGAACCACAGUGACAACAACUCUACACCCACCCUCAUGUCAGCACCUCCUUCUGCUCCAGUGGUGCAACAACCUCCAGAAGAGACCAUCAGGACACUGCCUUCACAACUCAAGUCUGGAGAUUUCCUGCCACAUGAGGAACUUGCGAUGGCCUUAUCACGAGGUCUAGAGCUGGACACCCAGAGGUCCAGUCGAGACUCCAUCCAGUGCUCCAGUGGGUACAGCACCCAGACCAACACGCCCUGCUGCUCUGAGGAUACAAUACCUUCACAAGUUUCAGAUUAUGACUAUUUCUCAAUGGCUGGGGACCAAGAAGCUGAGCAGGCUGACUAUGACAAAUCUUCUACUAUCCCGAGGAACAGUGACAUUGGCCAGUCUUACAGGCGCAUGUUCCAGACGAAGCGUCCCGCUUCUACAGCUGGUCUGCCCAGCACACAGGCUCCUUACCCAGCCCAAGGAAGCUAUCCUCCUACACCCAUGCACUCAGGCCAUUAUCAAUCCAAUGGGACCUAUCCAUCAACACCCACAGCUUCUUCAAAUCAGGGCUAUUACUCUGGCUCUAGUACCCUUAAUGGCACAUACUCUUCUGGCCACGGUCCUGUUAUCGUCACCCCGGGGGUUGCCACAAUCCGCCGAACUCCGUCUUCAAAACCCUCGGCUCGGCGCUCUGCUUCUGUAGCCGGCACUGGCCCUAUUCCCAUCCGCACGCCGGUUGUCCCAGUGAAAAUCCCCACAGUACCGGACAUGACAGCCACUGUCAAUGGCAACAGAGGCGCUGCGGACAUGGACAGAGGGCAAGGAGAUGAGAGCCCUGAUUAUCCGAUGUAUGCUGGAGAGGAGGUGAACCCUCUUCAGAUGGUAUCUUGGAGCGGCCAGGCAUCCACCAAUCCCCCUACCACAGCUUUGGCCAACCAUCAUCACAUGCAGAACCACCCAGGACCAGAGGAGGGAGCAGGAGAGCUGAUGGGAGAGUCAGGAGAAAAUGAGGGCAACAUGCUUGUUGCUAUUCGUAAAGGUGUCAAACUCAAGCGAACUCUGACAAAUGACCGCUCAGCGCCUCGCAUUGCCUAAAUUCAUCAAUCAGAAAUCAAGUGACCUGUUUGAGAAGUGAACUCUUAUUCCGUUCAUUGUUAUGAGGGGUCAGGUUAAAGGUUUCAGAUUAUAUAUUUAGAUGUGAAGACUGAGUUUGACUUUUGUAAAUAUUCAAAUGUUUAUUUACCUAUAGAAUGAAGAAGGAUUACUUUUUCACAUGACUAGAUACACAAAAAAAUCAAAUAUUUCAAAUAGUCGCAAACACAUGCGUUUGUAGAAAGCUGUGAGCAAUAAAAGGACACUAAAACCAUAGACCACUGUAGCAGAAUGACACAAUUUACUUUUUAUUUAUGAUUUAUUUUUCUGUAGCCACUUGUCAAGGGAUUUUUCCUUUUCACUUUAAAGUAUGGAGUAUAUGUACACAAACAUAUGUUAACUCUCAUUGCUGACAAAGUGUACCGUCACUGAGACAAAUGAAAUUAUUGUCCUCCUGCUGUCACUGAGGACAGUAACUGGGGCAGCCAGAACACAAAGUGAUAAUUGUAUGGCAGAUUUGCAGGAGUACUAGAUGUGGGAGGCGCCUUGGACUUCUGGCAGCUCACCCAAUUUGAACUGAUGUUUUUGGGAUGGCUGUGAAAAAGCCUUGUUCAAUGUCAGCAGUUGGAGCCCGUCACAAGUGUGGGCGUAAAGAGCCGGAGUUAUCAAGUGAUACUACUCAUCAUAAUUACAACAAAAAUGAGACAGUGUGCCUCUGUUUCACACCACUGACACCUUUUGUUUAUGUUAUUGUUUCGUUUAAAUUUUGUAAAUAAUUUUGCAUGUUUCUGUCUGUGGAGUAUAUGGAUGCUCCUACUGUCCCUUGAGUGCCAUUUAAUCUAUUUUGCUAAAUGCUCCAUACAUCACAACAAGUCUAUGAUCACAGCUCUCUAUGAUUGUUAUGUUAUCCCUAAACACUAAAUUCAGUUUGCAUUCUACACGCUAAAAGAAAAAUGCAGCGUAGCUUAUGUCAAGAACACAGAAAUAAGCUGCAUUUUGUUUAUGUUAUACAUUUUUAUCAAUGUAUGUAGCAUGAAUUUUGAGUUAUUUUUUUCUCAGAAACCACUCUUGUUUAUUCAAAAGGAUGAGUACCAAAAAGGUACUCAAAAACAAGGCAAUUAUAUUAUUGUUUGUAUUCAUGGGAGUUAAUAAUUCUAACUUGUGACAGACAGAUU